Molecule: messenger RNA, 2513 nt
Organism: Dicrocoelium dendriticum
Lineage: Eukaryota; Metazoa; Platyhelminthes; Trematoda; Plagiorchiida; Dicrocoeliidae
Source: the annotation of a GenBank genome assembly
GUACAGUGUUUAACUCACACUGACUUGUGCCAUAACUGUUGUCUCUAUGGUUUCCCAUGAAAACUAUUGCCCUGUCAAGUCAGAUAUGCUCAUUUUCCGUUUCGUCUCGUUACUCUGACUAUCGGAGUGAGCGGAAGGCCUUCGUAGGCUGUACACCAUCUUCCUUCUGUGUUGAUUGAGUACUUUUGAUACAUUGACUACGAGAUUUGCUCGGUCUUGUUUUUGUGUGAUUUUUCUGAAUUGUGACCCCGCUUACCGAUCCAUAUCAAUAGUUCAUGUUUCUAUGCUAUGCAAUCGCUGUCGCAUUUGGCAAAUAGAUCACAUCGUCGCCUUAUUGAUGUCAACCGAAUCCACCGUACUUCCAUGUGUCAAUGGUUCCUCUGGUGCUCUGCUUCACUACUGCAUGUGCUGAUCCGCGCUUUUACAUGGGCGCCAUACUUCGGAUGCUAUUUCUGCGGUAUCUACAACGCGAAAUUCACAUAGUUUGCAAAGACUAACUCUGUACGCGUGGUUGUUGCCUCUGUUCUUCGCUUGGACAUUCGAUGCUUAAGUUCGACUUUCACUAAUUAGUUAUCAACUUGUCAAGCUGUUCCGCUUCUCUGUGGCUUACUUACAGAUGCGGGUCACCGUUUCAUCUACUGUUCUCCCCUCUCCUCGCACUGCAGAACAUAUGUGCUCAGUGAUGCAACCAAAUGCAUUUCUUCAACGGAUUAUUUUCGGUUGUCUGCCUCUUUUCACCUGCACUUAAUAAUUCUUACUCCAAUUUGCAGUCUGCCAAUGAAGGAUGUAAAGCUUUAAGCUACGAGGACUUUAACGUCAGCCUACUCUCCAUCGGGUCGGUGUUUGAAGCGAGUUUUCUCCGCUUUUGGCUACAACUCCCGCGUGCUGUCAGUGGCGCGGAAUUACCGGCGGACACCUCUGUCUGGUCUGCUUUGCGUGUUCUAGCGGAUUGCCCGGAAUGUUAUAGGAAUUGGACUUGGGCUAAUGUUCAGUCGGAGCCAGUACGCUACACGGAUUGGUUGAUUCCACCAUCUUCUCCGCGUGGAUGCUACGUGUUCAUCCCCGAUCCGUACAUGCGCCAAUCUUUAUUGAGUGACAAUGGCCUUGGAAGCAUUCAACCAGCUUUGUCAUGCGAAGUCAAUCACUUUGCCGUUUGCCAAGCUCCGGCCAAAAAUGCAGUAUUGCAUGAGGCCGUUCCCCACCAGCUCACUCGGCCGUUUUGUUCUCGCGUCGAUCAGGCAGCAUCUCCCAGUGCACUUGUAUCAAUCAACACAAACUCUCAUACCGGAAAACCUUGUCUACGUUGGGAUCUGGUUCCAGCGAAUCUGACUUAUUUUCCUUUGGAAUCGAACUGGAUGCGACAUCGAGUGCACACUUCUGAAGAGGUUGGUGGCGACGGGAAUCCCUCGUAUGCGGAACACUUCUGUUCCCUUUGGUACAACGCAAGAACGGAACAUUUUGAUUACGGUUGUUACGUGCAGCUGGACCCGCCGCUGUUUGAAGUCUGUGAUCUUUCUUAUUGCGAUCUUCCGAUAGCAUAUCACUCGAGUUUGCUCAGUCCAGCAUUGGUUGCAUCGUUCUUGUUUUCGCUCGCGCUUCUCCUUAUCCUUUUGGCCAUUGCUACUUGGCGUGGAUGUUUCCAACACGCGCGAUCCGGCUAUCGUCGACUCUUCACUCCGGCGUCGUUUCAUCGGAAGCGUUCUAGAGCGUCCUUAAUUCAAUUCAUGCCGCCGGAUACGUUGUCAGGGUUACCGUCCCACGAAAUCAAUGACCCGACUAUGAAUGUGAUGUUUCGCAAAUCCACCACUCAACUACGACACAACGUGAACUCUACCGGUCCGGUCAAUACUCAGACUCACACUAUCCCUCCCACUGAACUGGGCACCGCAGGAUUGACUUCCAUACUGGCUCCUGCCCCUUUGGUGUCUGUUAGAAACGGUAUGAGUGGCUAUGCUAAUCCCAUCUACAACCCAACUCUUUCCAACUCUCCCGAAGAUGACUAUGAUCCAGAAGCCGAGCUGUAACACUAAGCGUCUAGACGUAUCUUUGACCCCCGAAGUGCGCGUGCAUGCACACUUGGGGCUUUAUCCCUGGAUACUGUGAUUCCACAUAUGGAACAAUAUUGCAUCUGUGCGCUCAAUCAGAUUUCUACGUGCGACUACCGUUCCUUUGCACUCUUUUCACACUACCGGGCUUGCCACGUAUUUUUGAUCGCAGUUGAAACUCCUCUAUGUUCACACUCCCUCCCUUAUUUUUCCGAUUCUCGGCUGUGUUUUGUUUAACUUUUGUGGUGGUUCAGGUUUACUUGCGUUAGUCCCUGUUGUGUUCACUGUUGCCCCGGCCGCCGCCAUAGCUUUUCGUACGUUUUUUUUUCUAUAUUUUUGUUUCGCUCAGAGUUGACCAUUUAUCUCAUCUCUGUUCCCAUUCUCUCUGAUCGAGACAUCCGAAUGCCCCAAAGAAAAAUUUCAUUGGUUUUGGUAUCUCGUGAACUUGUUUUGGAUUCUCUCCAUUCG